AUGAAUCCUUAUCGUCAUCAAUGUGAAAAUUAUAACCAAAUGAGUUAUAUAAUUCAUUCACAAGAAACAAACGUUACCGAAUACAAAAAAUUUCGAGAAAAACAAGAGGAUUUGAUUAAAAACCAAAAGCAUUUAGUUUCCCAAUUGUUAGACCCAAAUAUUUCGCCGAGUAACAAUAAUUCUAAUAACUCAUCGUCAUCAAAUAUCAAUAUCUCGUCGUCAUCAAAUAUCAAUUUUUCGUCGUCAUCGAAUAUCAAUAUUUCGUCGUCGUCAAAUAUAAAUACAACGAUGACUCGACAUACACAACCAUCAAAUAUUAUAAAUACUAUUUCAAAUACUAUUUCAAGUAUUAUUCCAAAUACUACAAUGAUGACUCGAUCAUCGAAUUUUCUUGACAAUUUGACAAAUAAUUUGAUAACAAAUGAUAAUUUUACUAUAAAUAAUAAUCUAAUUAAUGAUUCGAAUUACGAAAUCGAACCGAUAAAAGAGAUCGAAUUCUUUUAUUUUAAUAGAAAUUCAUCAUCUCCAUUAAUUCAACAAGAAAAAGAAAAAGAAUGUGCCAUAAUAGCCAUGAAGAGAAGAUUAGAAUGUGGUAAUGACUUAAACGAAGAACGUACAAAGAAAAGUAUUAAAGCAUUAGAAAAUGUAGUUAUUAGUAUGAAAAAACGGUUAAAGAAGGAAGAAAUAUCAAAUGAGGAAAUUGCCAAUCUUGAUGAAAUCGAGAGUUUCAUUAAUAAUACUAAAAUGAUGAUUAAAGAUGAAAAACGUUAA
Molecule: messenger RNA, 771 nt
Organism: Diversispora eburnea
Lineage: Eukaryota; Fungi; Glomeromycota; Glomeromycetes; Diversisporales; Diversisporaceae
Source: the annotation of a GenBank genome assembly